ACAGAUGAUGAACCACACAAAGAAAUAAAAUAUGCAUAAUAUAUCUGAUAGUGAUAAGCGCUGUGAAGAAGAAUGAAGCAAGAAGAGGAAUAGAGGAGGGCACCAGUUUGGCAAUUUUUAAAAAGAUGAUCAUGGAAGACCUUUGUGGACAGAUGAAACCUGAGUAAAGAUAUGAUUGAAGUGAUGGAGCAUGCCAUGUGGAUUCAUGGAGAAAUAGCAAUCCAGAGAGUGGGAACAAGAGUAUGAGUUUUGAGGCAGGAGCAAGCCUGGUGUGUUCAAAGAACCAUAAGGAGUCUAAAUAGAAUGGUGAGAUUGUGGGCUAGAGGGGGUGAGGGGCAGUGAUAAGGAACAGAAAAUAGGGAGACUGCAAAAUAGACAGGGAGAGACUUCGGAACAGGGAGAGAGGCUGGAGUAGAGAGAAGGUUAAAGAGAGGUGGAAGAACUGGGGAACACCGAGAGGAGAGACUAUUAUGGCAAGCAGGGGUACUGAAGGUAUGCCGAGGGGCAUAGAAAGGAAGUCUGAGAGUAAGUGGGCAACUGUGGGUCCAAGAAGAGGUACCGAGGCAGAGACUGAAGGAGAGGCGGAGACUGAAGGACAAUGAGGAGCAGAAUUAGGCUAGAAAGGGAAGUCUAAGGAAAAGAGGGAGAAGACUGAAGGAGAGUGAGGGCAUACUAAGGGACAGAGGGAAGACAGGCUGAGGGGCAGAGAGUUGGGAGAAUCAGGGGCAGAGAGUUGGGAGAAUCAGGAGCAGAGAGAAGAAACUGGAUAUUCCGGUGCCUCAUCAGCAUCCCUGGCGUCCCUGUCCCGCUUUAGCAGUUCCUAGAGAAGCUUGACCUGCCCUGAAGGCGUCUGAAAAGAAAUCUGAACUCCUGAUGAAAGAUGAUGAAUUUAGAGCCCAGCCUCUGAGGAUGUGAUAAAAGCCCCCAGUGGGUAGGGCAGAACAAAGCACCUGAAGCCCUUGCAGAGAGGACUGAACAGCAUGGCUGUCGGGCCUGCUCUGUGGCUGGGCUUUCUGCUCCUGGUUUCCUUCUUGGGACCCUCAGGUUCAGGUAGGAGGAGGAAGAGGACGCAGGCCUGGAAUGCUAACAGGGCCUGGUCUGACUUCCUCCCCUCCGUGUCCCACAGCCUCCCUUCUUAGGCGCCUGGGUGAGCACACUCAGCAGCUUCAGGAGAGCUCUGGCCCAAACCUAGGGUUGAGCCUGGGCCAGGGUGCUGAGGCCCUCCCAAAAGAGGGCUGGCUGGAGCAGCUGCUGGACCCCUUCAACACAUCUGAUAGACGAUCUUUCCUGCAGCGGUACUGGGUGAAUGACCAACACUGGACUGGCCAGGAUGGACCCGUAUUCCUGUAUCUUGGGGGUGAGGGCAGUCUUGGACCUGGCUCAGUGAUGAGAGGUCACCCUGCAGCCCUGGCCCCGGCCUUGGGGGCCCUGGUGGUAGGUUUGGAACACAGAUUUUAUGGCCUGAGUAUACCUGUCAGGGGCCUGGACAUGGCUCAGCUCCGCUUCUUGUCCAGUCGCCAUGCGUUGGCUGACGUGGCCUCUGCCCACCUCGCACUCUCCCGCCUCUUCAACGUCUCCUCCUCUAGCCCUUGGAUCUGCUUUGGAGGCUCCUAUGCAGGCUCCCUGGCCGCCUGGGCCCGGCUGAAGUUCCCGCAUCUCAUUUUCGCCUCGGUCGCCUCCUCGGCCCCUGUGCGCGCGGUGCUGGAUUUCUCGGAGUAUAAUAACGUGGUGUCCAGAAGCUUAAUGAACACAGCGAUUGGCGGAUCCCCGGAGUGCUGGUCGGCGGCGUCCGCUGCCUUCGCGGAGACGGAGCGGCGGCUGCGCGCCGGCGGGGAGGCCCAGGCGGCGCUGCGGGCGGAGCUGGGCGCGUGCGGACGCUUGAGCCGUGCUGAGGACCAGGCGGAGCUGCUGGAGGCGCUGCAGGCGCUGGUGGGGGGCACCGUGCAGUACAACGGGCAGGCGGGGGCGCCACUGAGUGUGCGACAGCUGUGCGGACUCCUCGUGGGCGGGGCCGAUCGCGGCCGCACGGCACCCUAUCGCGGCCUGCGCAGGGCAGCGCAGAUUGUGAUGCAUAGCCUGGGACAGAGGUGUUUAAGCACUUCCCGAGCAGAGACAGUGGCACAGCUGAAGGACACAGAACCUCAAGGGUCUGGUGUGGGUGACCGGCAGUGGUUGUACCAGACAUGUACUGAGUUCGGCUUCUAUAUCACCUGUGAGGACCCAAGAUGCCCUUUCUCCCAGCUCCCAGCACUGCCCUCCCAGCUAGGUCUUUGUGAGCAGGUAUUCGGCCUCUCAGCCUCAUCGGUAGCCCAGGCCAUAGCCCAGACGAAUUCCUACUAUGGUGGCCAGACCCCGAGGGCCACCCAAGUACUGUUCGUUAAUGGGGACGCAGAUCCCUGGCAUGUGCUAAGUGUAACACAGUCUUUGGGACCCUUCGAGUCAGCCGUUCUCAUCCCUAACGCCUCCCACUGCUUGGACAUGGCAACUGAGAGACCCUCAGACUCCCCCAGCCUCCGUCUAGCACGCCAGAAGAUCUUCCAGCAGCUACAGACCUGGUUGACCCUGACAAAGGAGAGCCAGGUUAGGGAUGGAGCCUGAGGUUCACAACCUUGCCACUUCCUGUGUGGCCACUUCAGUCGUGGAUGCAUUCAUUCAUUCCACAAAAGGAAACAGCUUGUUUUGAAGAAGGAAAUUGUCAGGAAUUGGGAAUCAUCACUUGUUCUGAAUACAACUGACUCCUGUCUGCAGAAGUCCUCACUCCCAACUAUAAAGUGCUUUCUUAUAAACAAAUAGUUAUAUAAAUAUAAGUUGAUGAUUAUUCUCAUGGUAAAUUUGUUAUUUUGAAUGUCAAAUGUCAAAGAAAUGAGGCUUCUCAUGCUGGUGCCCUUCCCCUGCUAAUCAGAUUCCAGGUCAAGUCCCGCCACUCCAGCUCCGGGGCUGGUCCCUUUGCCGUGUGUGUCUCUCUCUCAACCUCAGACCCUAACCCGGCCUCUGGCCUCUGCUUCUCACUCGUUCUUUCACUGUGUCCUUCUCCCUCAGUCUCUUCCCCUCUAUCUGGUCUCUAUCUCUAUUUGUCUCUCUCACUUGCUUUCUGUCUCUCUGAUUAUCUUUGUCUCUGUCUCUGUGUGUCUUAGUCUGUCUAUUUCUCUGUCUCACAGCCUGUGUCUCUGUGCCUGUCGCUCAGUCACAGUGUCUUUCUCCCUCUUAUUCUGUCCUUUCCUUUCCCCUCUUCUCUUCAUCCCUCCUCUCCUCUUUUCACUUCUCUUCCGCUCUCCUUCUUCUUCCUUCUUUCUCUCUCUCUCUUCCUCUGCCCUUGGCUAUCUUCACUACUCUCCACCUUCAUUCUUGAUCUCUGUGUCUCUUCUAGUCACCCUCUAUCUCUAUUUCCCUCUCUUAAGGCUUUCCCUAAUGCUUUCCUUCAUUGUCUUCUCAGUUUCUCUGCCUCCCUGAGGCUCUGCCUGUCUCUGAUGUGCUUCCUUUCUCUCUCUAUUCCUUCCUCUGCUCAUCACCCAAACUUUGUCCUUCUCUGACACUCUCUUUCAGCCUUCCUCCCAUAGUCAAAUCAGUCACUCACGGGCAUUUCUAGCUCCCAACCCUGGGUUCUGACCAAGCCUUCCUAAUGGGAACAUCCCAGGUCCUGGGAGGGUGGGCCUGAUUUCAAGGGUGCCUGCUUAGCCUGUUUUAGCCACCUCCACAGUGCCAUGUUUCAUCAUUCUAAGCAGCAGCCACCAAAAGGAGGAAGUAACGAAUCAUGGAGACUGAGUAGGGAGGAUUUUUUUCCAUGUUAAAGACACCACAUUGUGGCACCAGUGACACUCUUAUUUUCAUGUCUACAAUGAGUUUUGAAUAAAUAACCAGCACCUGAUUCCAAUACAUCAGAACUUGAUUCCUGACUUGCCUAAGCUCAUUUCAGUUAGAAGUAUUUUGUGCCAUUUUCUAACCAAUGUUUAUUUACAGAAUUACGGUUUGAGCUCUUCAGAUGUAAGAGAGAUUAUACCGAAAACAGCAAACUCAGUAAUUCCCAGCACUCCUCUUUUUCAUUUCCAGC
Molecule: messenger RNA, 4048 nt
Organism: Loxodonta africana (African savanna elephant)
Lineage: Eukaryota; Metazoa; Chordata; Mammalia; Proboscidea; Elephantidae
Gene: PRSS16
Product: serine protease 16
Exons: 11
Coding region: 1081-2598 (505 amino acids)
Biological process (GO): proteolysis
Cellular component (GO): lysosome; endosome
Molecular function (GO): dipeptidyl-peptidase activity; serine-type exopeptidase activity
Source: RefSeq, a predicted model, not a curated record